CGAAAUGUUCUCCCAGCACGGUAGGAGGGCUUCUCGUGCCUGCGUCUCUUGUCACCAACGCAAAUUGCGCUGCGACGCUUCAUUUCGCGGGUGUCCGUGUACAAGGUGUCUCCAAGACGGCAAAGAGACGUGCAUUCUUCGAGAGAAGCUUCCUCGAUUCUCGAGGAAUUUCUACCAGAAUGCCCUUACCGGCUCGCCGACUUCAGACGAGCGGCCGACGCGGCGCGCUGACGACGCGCAUACAAGAGAUGCAACCCCACCAGGCAGCGUCGACUUUUCGCGGUACUCAUUCCUCGAGUUGAAUAAUCUUCAAGCACUGGACAAAGAGGACGUUUCCUAUCUGCGGUCCAAAGGGUGUUUCUCUUUACCUGAGCAGCCGGCCCUCGAUGAAUUCAUUACAAAAUUCUUCCUGCACACACACCCUCAGACUCCAGUUCUGGACGAAGCGAAAUUCUGGCGCGUAUACUUGCAACGGGACGGGCCUAUACAAAGUUCCGACCAGAAAAUAUCGCUCUUUGUCUUUCAUGCAAUGCUGUUCAUGGCGUGUUCCGAUGUGUCUCUCGAAACUAUUCAGAAAUGUGGCUUUACCGAUAAAGAGACUGCAAGGGCAUCGUUUUAUAAGCGGGCUAAGCUGUUAUUUGACCUACGCGCCGAAAACUCCCCUCUGAAUAAGGCACAAGGGUCGGUCCUCCUCUCGCAUCAGGUCUCGCCAGACGAUCCCCAGACAGGCAGCCUAUGGCUUGUCUAUGCCACACAAAACACUGUAAUCCUUGGGCAGCAACCCGUUUCUUUCGCCGGUGACCUGCGGGAUGCGAUGAAGAAACGAUUAUGGUGGUCAAUUCUCCUCCGAGACAGGUGCCUCUGCCUUGGGUUGCGCCGUCGCACACAGAUUACCUCGAAGCAUUUCAACGCGGAGACAAGCUAUUUAGAAGAAGCGGACUUUGCCGAUGAGAUCUCCCAUUCUCACGUGUACGAUAAGGAGUCGAAGCAAAUACUUUUCGAGACCCUGCAACACCAGUGUCGCCUGGCGGUCUUGGUGACCGACAUGGCAACCUUCAUGUUUACGACAAAUGGUGUAUCUUCACCUUCUCUCUCGUUCAAGGCCUUUCAGUCGCACCGAUGCGAAAUUAAGCGAUUAAGGAACGAACUUCUUCAGUGGGAGCGAAGAUUUGCCCCACCACAAACGCUACCCAACGGCUCCAUCCUGCCCUCCCCGGUCACGACAUUUAUCAAAGUGACUUAUAUGUACUAUUACGCUGCACAAUCUAACCUAGCCCACUAUGAAGCACUCAUUGUAGAAAGCCAUGCAGACUUUGCCGGGAAGAGCUACACGAACCAGUUAUGCGAAUGUGGAAGCUAUCUCAAGGAUGCGGUGGGCAGCUUGACCGAAACAAUGGAGUAUUUCAGCGACGUCCAGAAUGUUGAAAAUAUUCCGCUCUGCACUCUCGCUUUUGUCGCGACGCCCUUGGUUAAUGCCGCACUCGACGCGAAGCUUGCACGAUCAUACGAGGACAUGGCCCUGCGAAGACGACACGUCGAUUUGUUAGCAGACAUAUAUCGUCGAUUAGCGCUUCUGUACAAUGUAACAAACUAUGUCGCCGUUGGAACAAACCAGAUCCUCAAGCUGGUAUACAGCCUCUCUCAAGAAGUGUUGCUUCGUGAGAAUCGGUCGCACCUCCCUGGUGCUGGUGGCCCUUCCGCUCAAAUGGCAAAGAGUGCGAACAUGAACCACAGCCUCAAGCUUGGUGCCGGAAACCGGUUGGCCACCUGGCCAGAUCUUUGGAUCUGCUACCCCAGGGCGUAUCUUUUGAUCUCUACCUCGGUCGACUACAGCCUUUCUGUAGGCCGGCUACCGCAUGACAACGACAUUCCCGAGUUUCUUCUAAAUACACCACCGGAUACUCCAAAGGUCAGGCUUCCUUGGAUGACAAAGACGGACUUGAUCAACCCUUCCGACGCUACAGGGGCAGACUUUUGGUGUCCCUCCUACUGCCCGCCCACUCGGCCACUGUCUAUCAUUCGACCCCAGACUGAUGCGAUGCCCAUGCCCAGCGCCAUUGCAGGCGGCCCUCUUGUGGGAAUGGCCAAGCCUCCUCUGCAGGUCCCGACGUUACCCGGAGCACUCUGGCAGGAUGGAGCUGUGUAUGGGAACGUGUACAAUUAUCAAACUACGCCCGUGACAUUUGACCAAGGACCUAUCAACCUUGACUUCUUGAACCAGAUGCCUCCCAUGGCAGUACCAUUCUUCCCACCCACACCUAACCAGGUGGUAUCAUAUGACCAAAUGGGACAUUCUGGUAGUAUUCCCACCACUAUUGUGGGAAACGAGUUGAACCAGCCAGGUGACUUUGGCCAAGUAUACAUGAGAGACGACGAGAACCAAGCAUCUAACAUGUGGGUACUUGACUACUAUAAUGAGACGGCCGGAAACGGCCAAUCUAUGCUCUAUUCCCUGACGUAUCCACACCCCGCCAACGAGUCCAAUGACGACCAGACCGACAGCAACGACGGCUCGGUUUACGGGGUAGCCCAAGCCCCUGACAUGCCCUAG
Messenger RNA from Aspergillus calidoustus, 2551 nucleotides. Lineage: Eukaryota; Fungi; Ascomycota; Eurotiomycetes; Eurotiales; Aspergillaceae. The record is from the annotation of a GenBank genome assembly.